CCACGCUCGUGCAUCUUAGAGAGGAGAGUUAGGAUGACUUCAUGACAAGUUCCAUCUCCCAGCCUUUCCCUGCUAGAUUCUGUCUUCAGCAUUCAACAGUCAGGGGAGGAGGACGUCAUACUAGCAUAUUUUUUUUCAAGCAAUAUACAUCAGCUACAUGGAAGCAGGAAACCAAACAGAAUUUUUAGAGUUUAUCCUUCUUGGACUCUCUGAGGAUCCAGAACUGCAGCCUUUCAUAUUUGGGCUGUUCCUGUCCAUGUACCUGGUCACGGUGCUGGGAAACCUACUCAUCAUCCUGGCCAUCAGCUCUGACUCCCACCUCCACACCCCCAUGUACUUCUUCCUCUCCAACCUGUCCUGGGUUGACAUCUGUUUCAGCACUUGCAUUGUCCCCAAGAUGCUGGUGAACAUCCAGACCGAGAACAAAGCCAUCUCCUUCAUGGACUGCCUCACACAGGUCUAUUUCUCCAUGCUUUUUCCUAUUCUGGACACGCUACUCCUGACCGUGAUGGCCUAUGACCGGUUUGUGGCCAUCUGCCACCCUCUGCACUACAUGAUCAUCAUGAACCCCCGCCUCUGUGGCCUCCUGAUUUUUGUCAUCUGGCUCAUUGGUGUCAUGACAUCCCUCCUCCAUAUUUCUCUGAUGAUGCAUCUAAUCUUCUGUAAAGAUUUUGAAAUUCCACAUUUUUUCUGCGAACUGACACACAUCCUCCAGCUGGCCUGCUCUGAUACCUUCCUGAACAGCACGUUGAUAUACUUUAUGACAGGUGUGCUGGGCGUUUUUCCCCUCCUUGGGAUCAUUUUCUCUUAUUCACGAAUUGCUUCAUCCAUAAGGAAGAUGUCCUCAUCUGGGGGAAAACAAAAAGCACUUUCCACCUGUGGGUCUCACCUCUCCGUUGUUUCUUUAUUUUAUGGGACAGGCAUUGGGGUCCACUUCACUUCUGCGGUGACUCACGCUUCCCAGAAAAUCUCCGUGGCCUCGGUGAUGUACACUGUGGUCACCCCCAUGUUGAACCCCUUCAUCUACAGCCUGAGGAACAAGGAUGUGAAGAGAGCCCUGGGGAGACUCCUCAGCAGGGCAACCUCUUGUUUGUGAUGGAUCCCUUGGCCCCAGGACUAAGAUGUUUUGUGAGAACCAAUGGCAAAAAUGUUUUAUUUUGAAAUUCUUACUCUUUAAAAUUAAAAAAAAAAUUUAUACUUUGAGAGUACAAAUGCAGAUUUCUUAACAUGCAUUUGCAUAAGGGUGAAGUCUGAGCUUUUGGCGUACCAAUUACCUGAAUAGUGAACAUAAUGCAAAUUUUUUUUUUUUUUUUUGAGACGGAGUCUCACUCUGUCUCCCAGGCUGGAGUGCAGUGGAGUGAUCUCGGCUCACUGCAACUUCCAUCUCCCGGGUUCAAGCGAUUCUUCUGCCUCAGCCUCCUGAGUAGCUGAGAUUACAGGUGUGUGCCACCACAUGCCUUUUAGUAGAGAUGGGGUUUCACCAUAUUGGCCAGGCUGGUGUUGAAUUCCUGACCUUGUGAUCCACCUGCCUUGGCCUCCCAAAGUGCUGGGAUUACAGGCGUGAGCCACCACGCCCGGCCAAGGCAAUUUUUAAACUCUCACUCGCCUCUCACCUUUUGCAGUCUCCAGUGUCCAUUAUUCUGUUAUAAUGCCCAUGCGUAUACAUUGUCUAGCUCCCAAUUAUAAGUGAGAUCAUGUAGCAUUUGACUUUGUUUCUUUACUACCUUACUUAAGAGAAUGGCUUCGAGUCCCAUUGAUGCUGCAAAAGACAUGAUUUCAUCCUUUUUUAUGGCUGAGUAGUACUCCAUUGUAUAUAUCCUAGAUAUCUAUAUAGAUAUAGAUAUAUAUAGAUACAUACCAUGUUUUCUUUUUUAAAAAAAUUUAUUUUUAUGUUAUUAGUUUUUGGGGUACAUGUGGUUUUUCGUUACAUGGAUAAGUUCUUUAGUGGUGACUUCUGAGUUUGUAGUGUACCUGUCACCCAAAUGGUAGUAGUCUCUUAUUCCUCACCCCCCUCCCAACCUUUCUCCCUUCAAGUCCCCAAAGUUCAUUAUAUUGUUCAUAUCCCUUUGUGUCCUCAUAGCUUAGCUCCCACUUAUAACUGAGAACAUAUGAUAUAUUCAUAUGGAUCUUAUGUAUGUUGGUGGAACAUACAAACAAGCCCAGGUUUUUCAUUCCUGAGUUACUUCACCUAGAGUAAUGGCCUCCAGUUCCAUCCAAGUUGCUACAAAAGACAUUAUUUGGUUCCUUUUUAUGGAUAAGUAGUAUUCCAUGGUGUAUAUAUACCACAAUCUUUAUCCACUCAUUGAUUGAUGGGCACUUAGGUUGGUUCCAUGCCUUUGUAAUUGCUAAUUAUGUUGCUAUAAACAUGCAGGUGUAUGUGUCUUUUUCACAUAAUGACUUUUUUUCCUUUGGAUAGAUACCCAGUAGUGGAACUGCUGAACUGAAAGGUAGUUCUACUUUUAGUUCUUUUUUUUUUUUUUUUUUUAAGACAGAGUCUCACUCUGUUGCCCAGGCUGGAGUGCAAUGGUGCGAUCUCAUCUCACUGCAACCUCCGCCUCCCAGGUUCAAGCGAUUCUCCUGCCUCAACCUCCUGAGUAGCUACAGGCACCUGCCACCACACCCAGCUAAUUCUUGUAUUUUUAGUAGAGACAGGGUUUCACCAUGUUGGCCAGGCUGGUCUUGAACUCCUGACCUCAGGUGAUACGUCCACCUCGGCCUCCCAAAGUGCUGGGAUUACAGGUGUGAGCCACUGUGCCUGACCUUCUAGUUCUUUAAGAUACCACUUUUUAAAAAAUCUAGUCCUCCAUUGAUGGACACGUAGGUUGAUUCCAUAUCUUUGCUAAUGUGAAUAGUGCCGUAAUAAACAUGGGGGUGUAAGUUAACAAUUAAUCUCCAAGUAAUUUCCUUGAUGGCACUUCUGUCCUAUGUGCUGUUCAAAAAUUGUGUCCUUGGUCAUCGUUCUUAAUUCUCCAUUAGUGAGUUCUGAACUUGGGUUUGCAGCAUUGGCUGUAGCUUUGUUAUCUCAAGUGGUGACACAGAGUUCUUAAGCUAUUGUUCACCGACUUUAUUUCUAUGUGUUUGCAUGUGGAUUUUGUUGUUUGUGUGUUGGAUCAUGAACAGAUCAACAGUGUUUAUUUGUUUUCCUACUGGAUGAAGUAUGAUUAAAAUACAUAUUUAAAUAUA
Molecule: messenger RNA, 3183 nt
Organism: Symphalangus syndactylus (siamang)
Lineage: Eukaryota; Metazoa; Chordata; Mammalia; Primates; Hylobatidae
Gene: OR7D2
Product: olfactory receptor family 7 subfamily D member 2
Biological process (GO): G protein-coupled receptor signaling pathway
Cellular component (GO): membrane
Molecular function (GO): G protein-coupled receptor activity; olfactory receptor activity
Source: RefSeq, a predicted model, not a curated record